CCUUGGAGCUCUCCAUCCUUUCCUUACUCCUCAGUCUUCUUGUCAGUGGUAAUCUUAUCAAACCAUGAUAUCUCUGUAUGACCCGACCACAGAUUCCCUCUUUGCAGUCAGUGCAAGGAGACAUUUACCUCCAGAGCAUGUUCCACCUCUUCUGUGGGGAAAUGCCAAGGAUGUAGGUGGUGAUUUGCUCUCAAGGAGAGCACUUUCUUGCUGAGGUUAGAAAGGAAAAUUGGCUCUCUGGUCAAGAGGUGCCCUGUCCUCAUUUCCAUUGCCUGUGGAGCUUGUUCCAAGGCAGAGACAGCAGCUGCUGCCAGGAAAGAGGAUCCCAGCCUCUGUCCCCAAUGUCAAAAGCAGUUUAAGGAUGUAAUCUACAGGAGGGGAAUCCUGAGCUCCAUUCAGGGCCACAGACAGCAGAAGUGUCCACUCAUUAAAUAUCUUAAUUUAUUGGUACAACAGAGUAUCUCCAGGACUGGUGGACAGUGAUCACCCCUGAGGUGGGGGACAGCCCUGGUGCACCACUGAGCUGCUUUCUAAAGUAAUUCAGGAAGGAAAAAGAUGCAGACGUUCACUUGUGACUAGUUUUGACCAAAUAUUUUAAAAGUCCUAAGAAAAAAAUUCUGCCUGAUAAUAAUUUUCCUACUUUUUUGAGGCCAAACUGCUCAGGACCUGGUGAUAUAAUUAUUGUCAUUUUGGUGGUCUGUGUGCAUGGCAGGGAGGCAGGGGGACCUUGGGGCUGCCCUUCAUCUGUUGGCUGUGCCACUGCCUCCACACGAGGUCAGCAAAGCUAUUGCAAGCCUAAUAUUUCAGGGAUUCUUCUGGACUACAGUUAGUGCCUCCCUGAUUCAAUGUCCCAUUGUAGUUCAGCACAGAAUAACACAAUUAUUUGGAUCAGUUUGGAAAGUCACCCUUUGAAUUGUCAGGCUAGAAGAAUAGGCUGAAGGCAAAUGUUCCUGACUUGGAGGUAUUGGGGGUAUUGUACCAGGGAAUGAGGCCACAGUACCUCCGUGCCAUUAGUGUCCAUUUUCAGGAUGAUUUGUAACUAACAAUGGCUUAUUGUACUUUUCUUGGGUCUGUGUCCUAAAGUAAACGUUCUUUAGGUUUAUAUAACCUUUUUGCCAUUUUCUGCUCAGGUGUUUUUGCAGAACAUGCUGUUUUACUCUUGUUUAAGUGUUACUUGGUUAUCCUCAGGGAUAAGACCUGAAUAAUGUUUUUUUCUUGUGGACUUUGGCAGCCUUUCACUUGGACUGUGCUCUGACUGCUGGCUUUUGCAAGCCUUUGCUGUAAAGCUGUCAGGAGCCAACUCGAUGGCACUAUCUUGGCACAGCCAAAGCCUCCUCUGUGGAUCUCAUUGUCUGGUGACACCAAAGGCAAACAAGAAUUCAAGGAGGCACAAAGUUGAGAUCCAGUCAGAGCCAUCCAAGACAGCAGCCAAAGGGGUUAGAGGACAGAGGUUUCCAUGCAGGAUUCACCAGUAGGUUUCUUGUAAAAGUACAUAAUGGAAUAAAUCACUAAAACUGGACCAGGAAAUGGGAAAAGCCUGACAUUGGAGUUUAAAUAUCUCCCGGGCUCAGGGGGUGUUUUAUGAAGCAAUAUAGCUAUAAAAAUAGGGCAGCCUUCUCAGGGACAGGGUGGUUUUCUGUGCCUUGGAGUUGUUUUUCAGCUGUUCCACGGUUACUUACUGAAUGUGUGUUACUUAGAUGAUUUCUUUCUGCUUUGUAUUGGAAAUGGCCUCAAAUUGCAUCAGGGGAGCUUUAGAUCAGAUGUUAGGAAAAAUUUAUUCAUGGAAAGGGUUGUCAAGCACUGCAAGAGGCUGCUCAGGGAGUGGUUGAGUCACUGACCCUAGAGAGAUUUAAAAUAUGUAUAGAUGUGAUGCUUCAGGACAUGGUUCAGUGGUGGCCUUGGCAAUGGUAAUGUUUGGACUUGAUGAUCUUAAGGGUCUUUUCCAACCUACACAAUUCUAUGAUGAGGAGCUAACGAUCAGGCAAGGACAAGGACAUUCAAGUGGGAACAUUGAAUUUUUGUGGCUUAGCAGAGAGGUAGAACAAUACCAGGUUUCAAGUGCCACUGAGACUUGAGAGGUGGUUUCAAGGCACAGCAGACGGAGCUGGGUGUUUGCUUGGGCACAGGCAGAGGGAUGGCUGGAGAGAUGGAUGGGUGGAUGGAUGCUACUGUGGUGGGAAACAGCAAGAGGUGACAGAAUAGUUAAAGUUGGAAGUGGAAGGGACCACUGGAGGGGAUCUGGUCCAUCUUCCCCAGCUGAGAAAUCCCCAGUCACCUUAGGAGCUCAGUGCUUGCCAAGCUGCAAACAGCAGCCAUCUCUGUGUGGGUGACAGAUGCUUUAGUGCUGCUCAGCCUGCUGCUCCAUCCCUGCUCAGGUGCAUGAUGCUGCAGAGCCCUGGGGCUUUCUUACUCACCUUGAGCUGCCUGAGCAGCUUCAAAAUAGUCAGGUCUGUCUCAAAAAACAUUCCACAGUCAUGCUGGGAAAGCUUGGUUUUUAACCUGGAAAGAGGCGCUGAAAGGAUCAGAUGCAAGCACGGACUUAGCCCUGCGUUGGUGAACUCUUAUUUUUGCACUCUUGCCGUGAAGAGAAGCUGCCUUAUAUCCUCAGUCAAGGAUGAAGUGAAGGAAAAAAACUACUUUGCAGUGCCUGCUAUGGCUGCAGCAUGAGGCAUCUCAAAUGUAGUGCUGAAAUGCAGCUGGUGCCACUCCAGACAGCGCCUGGCAGCCGCAGCCCUCGGCUCUGGGGAGCAGGGAUGGAGCUGCCAAGGCUGGACCAACUUUGACGUGUUUCACACUGAUGACGAUCCAGCCUCAGGAUUUGUGACCUGUAAAUGUACCAAGACGUAUCACAGAGGCAAUGUUUUAAAAAUAUAAAUGUCCUCUCUCUUUCCUUGUUUGUCUGACUUAUCUUUAUAGCGUUAUCAAUGUUUUCUGAGUCUACAGUCAUUUUUCUUGCAACACAAAGAGGGGGAAGAAUGAGGCGAAUCAUUUAAAUUUUGAUUGAUAAGUGGAAUGUAGAAAACAAUACUUAGUCUUUUCAUAUUGAGCUGGGAUUUUUUUAAACCUUUUAUCAGCACUCACACAUCUGCAGCUUGAAAAAAAAAAAACCCACAACUUUUCCUUGAGCGUGGCUGUACCUAAACUUCAUUCAAACCCGUUAUCUAAAAAUCUGUGCCUUUCAAAAUUAUGUCUGCUGAUAAUUUGCCUUGGUUUAGCUAUUUUUUCAUAUGCUGCAUUUGUUAGUGAGGCAUGUGGAUGGGCUCAGACACUCUGUCACUCUCUUGAGGGAUGCUAGAGAGUGACAAGGCUCAUCCCACUGAUUUUUAAAUAUUCAUUUCAGAAGAAUAUUUAAAUUAUUUUUAAAGCAUUUUUAUAACCAUAUGUUCCUCAAAAAAAAAAAACGAAACCCAGAAAUAAUUAUUCAAACUCAUUGUAUCAAUUGCAUCAUCCUAUUUAACUGAGGAUUGGCAAAGAAAAUAGUUUGGGAACUUAAAAAAUUUCUUUGGACCUCUGUGUUUAAAGAAAUAUAUAGCCCUGGUAUGCACCCAUUUCAUCCAUCAAUGUGUUCACACUCAGACAUGUUCAUUCUCUUGUUGUAAUUUAAUGUUUGAUACAGUUUUAUUUGAUUCUUUGCCAUGCCCUGGGCUCUGCUUGCAUGCUCUCCGCGGAUCAGCGAGUAGAGAGGCAGAAAGCAGAGAGCAGCAGUGGAAGGAGCCUGUCUCCAGCUGGCAGACAUCCACACAGCCCAGGAGAGGUUUCCAGAUUUUCACCAGCUGAGAGAAUAUGGGGCACUCAGGGCCUGGGGAGCAGCAGCCAUCCCAGUGACUAAGAAGGAAGGCAAAUGAAGAAGCAGCCUGAACUCCCAUUGCUCUCUGUGGCAGCAUCCCAAACAGAGUCAGCCGGAUGCUGAGCAGGCAGCGCAGGAUUGGAUGCAGCCCUGGAGGGAGCAUCUCGUGAGCAGAGUGGGAGCAGGCAGCCUGCAGACUCCAGACACCUCCACCAUGACCACGGCAGGGCUUUUGGUGCUCGUCUCCUUCGCGCUUUGCUGCGCCCCAGAUACUGCCUUUGGGAUUGAGGUGGACUGCAGUACAUACCCCAACACCACAAACGAGGAGGGCAAGGAGGUGCCGGUCUGCAGUGACGCCGUCAGCCCCAUCUGCGGUUCCGACAGCGUCACCUACAGCCACGAGUGCCUGCUCUGUGCCUACAAUGCAGAAUAUGGAACCAAUGUCAGCAAAGACCACGAUGGAGAAUGCAAGGAAGAAGCUCCUGUGGAUUGCAGCAGGUACCCCAACACAACCAGUGAGGAGGGCAAAGCGGUGCUGCUGUGCAGCAAAGACGUCAGCCCCGUCUGCGGGACCGACUGGGUCACCUACGACAACGAGUGCCUGCUCUGUGCCCGCAGCCUAGAGGCUGGAAGCAGUGUUGGCAAGAAGAAUGACGGUGAAUGUAAGAAGGAAAUUGUCACAGUUGACUGCAGUGAAUACCCCAAACCUGUCUGCUCACUUGACUACAUGCCUGUCUGUGGCUCUGACAACACAACAUACAACAAUAAGUGUAACUUCUGCAACGCAGCCGUGGACAGCAAUGGGACUAUCACUUUAAGCCAUUUUGGAAAAUGCUGAGUAUCAGUGCCGAGAGAAUUCACCACAGGAUCCCCACUGGCAAAUCCCAGCUGAAGAUCUCACCUCAGUUCAUCUCACCCUCUGGGGAACUCAGCUCACUCCUGAUUUUCUUCCUCAAUAAACUAAAUCAGCAAC
This is a messenger RNA of Poecile atricapillus (Black-capped chickadee), 4760 nucleotides long. RefSeq names its product ovomucoid-like. The record is from RefSeq and is a predicted model, not a curated record. Gene Ontology annotation, molecular function: protein binding. The transcript is spliced from 10 exons. Lineage: Eukaryota; Metazoa; Chordata; Aves; Passeriformes; Paridae. Bases 3930 to 4625 code for a protein of 231 amino acids.